AUGGAAUCCAAGCCGAAGUUAACGGCGACAACAAAUGUCGAUGAUAAAGUACCUACCAAAAAGCAAACCCAGGUGGUUGUGAAUGAGAGAGAAAAGAAGAAACAGGCAUUUAUCACAAGAACGAUCUGGUCGUUGGUGAUGAUCUUUGGUUUCAUUGUAAUAGUCUUAUCGGGUCAUUUACCCUUGAUCUGUUUGGUGAUUUUGUUCCAGAUCUUGACCUUCAAAGAGAUUAUUGCUUUGACGGCAGAACCUGCCAGAGACAAGAAUAUCCCUUACAACAAGUCUUUAAAUUGGUACUUUCUCUUGUCGACUCUCUACUAUUUGGAUGGAGAGUCCCUCUUUGAAUUUCUUCAAGAGGUGGUAUUCAACUUCAAAGCAAUGACUUUCUUGUACAAGAACCACAAGUUCAUCUCGUACUCGUUGUACAUUACAGGAUUUGUGUUUUUCGUUUGGACAUUGAAGAAGGGUUUUUAUAGGUUCCAGUUUGCCCAGUUGUGUGCAACUCACAUGACUUUACUCCUUGUUGUGUUCCAAUCCCAUUUGAUCAUUGAAAAUAUCUUCAACGGAAUUUUCUGGCUCUUGCUUCCGGCUGCAUUGGUUAUUGUGAAUGACAUUUUUGCUUACCUUUGUGGUAUCACUUUCGGCAGAACUCAAUUGAUUGAGAUUUCUCCCAAGAAAACAGUGGAAGGCUUUGUAGGAGCCUGGAUUUGUACUGGAUUUGCGGCUGUGGUCUUCUCCUAUAUUUUGUCCAGAUCAGACUACUUGAUUUGUCCUGUCCAGAACUUUUACACCACAGCCCUCAACUACCCUCAUUGCGAUCCCAACCCUGUAUUUAUUCCUCAACUUUACCCAGUACCAAGUAAUAUCGCUGAGCUUACUGGCAUCAGUGUCAUUGUGUUCAAGCCUAUUUACUUCCAUUCAGCUGUUCUCGCUACAUUUGCAUCUUUAAUUGCACCAUUCGGAGGCUUUUUCGCGAGCGGCUUGAAAAGAGCAUUUGGUAUCAAAGACUUUGGCGACACCAUUCCUGGACAUGGCGGUAUCACAGACAGAUUUGAUUGCCAGUUCUUGAUGGGGUCGUUUUCUUAUUUGUAUUAUCAGACAUUUAUUGCGUUCAACAAUGUCAGUGUGGCUAAGUUGUUGCAGAUGGCUGUUUUCCACUUGUCUGCGGAGCAAAUUCUCCAAUUGAUCAAAUCUUUAUUGAGAUACUUGCACACGUCUGGCGUUUUGGAACAGGACAAGUUAGAUUUAAUCAUUGCGUUGUUGGACUAA
This is a messenger RNA of Clavispora lusitaniae ATCC 42720, 1269 nucleotides long. It is a transcript of the gene CDS1, whose product is annotated as phosphatidate cytidylyltransferase. The record is from RefSeq and is a predicted model, not a curated record. Gene Ontology annotation, molecular function: phosphatidate cytidylyltransferase activity. NCBI's taxonomy places the organism in Eukaryota, Fungi, Ascomycota, Pichiomycetes, Serinales, Metschnikowiaceae. Gene Ontology annotation, cellular component: endoplasmic reticulum membrane.